Populus euphratica (Euphrates poplar) is the source of this 3945-nucleotide messenger RNA. Its product is annotated as SNF2 domain-containing protein / helicase domain-containing protein / HNH endonuclease domain-containing protein. Gene Ontology annotation, molecular function: ATP binding; nucleic acid binding; DNA endonuclease activity. The coding region runs from base 152 to 3760 and encodes 1202 amino acids. Gene Ontology annotation, cellular component: nuclear replication fork. The transcript has 24 exons. NCBI's taxonomy places the organism in Eukaryota, Viridiplantae, Streptophyta, Magnoliopsida, Malpighiales, Salicaceae. The record is from RefSeq and is a predicted model, not a curated record. Gene Ontology annotation, biological process: DNA repair; replication fork processing.
GCGCAGCAUUGGCUUGUAAUUGCAAUGCAUCUUGUCUUCUUGGUACUCCUAACUUGAAUUUUCCCCCCGAGAAACCUACUUAUCAGUCCCUUCCUUGCAACACUCUCCUCCCUGGAAAACCCUAAAAAGAAUCCAAAAAGAAAAUGCAAAAAUGCAAAUCACAGAGGAGCAAAGACAGAGAGCUGAAGCCAACAGAUUAGCAGCCUUAGAAAAGAGAAAAGCAUACAUCAUCAAUCAGCAGCAGCAGCCGCCGCCGCAAAACCCAUGGAGACUUUUCAAGUGCCGAAAGCUCUCUCCCAAACCGUCCUCCAGUAAAACCACCACAAACCCGCCCCUUUUUAACCGUGUCAACCCGGAUUUAGAUACCCAUUUGCCCCAAACUUUCCGGGUCCGCCUCGAAAUUUGCUCGCCUGACUCUUUCUCUAUCACCCCAGAGGCUGUGAAGGGGUUCCCCUAUCCUGGGGAAGAAAAAUGUUUAAAUACUUUAAAGUCUCGCUUAUCCAAUGCAAUGGAAUCUCGUUAUACACAAAUUAAUGGAGGUGGAAGGGCCUGUGUGUAUAAUAUCAGAGACUAUGAUGUAGUUUUGACGUGUUUAAAGAAUUGCAAGGGAAUCGAAAUCGAAAAGAUCCCUUUCACCACACUUAAUAUUAUCCAAAGACUUUCAAAGUCUUUCGAUGCUAGUCGAUGGGAACCCUGCAGGCCUGAACAUUUCACUGAUGAAAAGGUGGAUGAAUUCAUUCGGAUGCUGCCGAGAAAGCUCUUGGAUGCACUCUUACCUUUCCAGCUUGAUGGCUUAAGAUUUGGUUUGAGAAGGGGUGGUCGGUGUCUUAUUGCGGAUGAAAUGGGCCUUGGUAAAACACUUCAGGCAAUUGCUAUUGCUGGCUGUUUCAUAAAUGAAGGCCCCAUCCUUGUUGUUUGCCCAGCUAUUUUGAGGUUUUCUUGGGCAGAAGAGUUAGAGCGAUGGAUGCCCUUUUGUUUACCCUCUGAGAUCCACCUUGUUUUUGGUCAUCGCAAUAAUCCCAUGCAUCUAACAAGAUGCCCAAAAGUUGUGGUUAUCUCUUACACAAUGCUUCAUCACUUGCGGAAGACCAUGCUUGAGCAAGAAUGGGCUCUCUUGAUAGUGGAUGAAUCUCACCAUGUUCGUUGUUCAAAAAAUAAGUCAGAGCCAAAUGAGAUAAAAGCAGUUCUAGAUGUGGCAGAAAAGGUCAAGCGCAUAGUUCUUCUGUCUGGGACACCUUCUCUGUCCAGGCCAUUUGACAUUUUUCAUCAGAUAAACAUGUUAUGGCCUGGUUUGCUGGGGCAGAACAAGUAUGAUUUUGCGAAAACUUACUGUGCUGUCAGAGUUGUCCACACUUAUGAAGGAAAAAGUUUUCAGGAUUUCUCGAAGGGCAUUCGUUUGGAGGAACUGAAUGUGUUGCUUAGGCAAACUGUUAUGAUACGACGUUUGAAGGAGCAUGUACUGAAACAAUUACCCCCAAAACGUCGGCAAAUAAUAAGACUGCUGUUGAAAAGAUCAGAUAUAAUUUCAGCAAAGGCUGCGUGUAGGGGGUUGGUGAAUCAUGAUGCCUCUGAAAGAAAUGCUGCUGAAGUGCUAAAUUCAGAGAACAUAGAUAGAUCUGAUGAAAGUGGGGGUUGUUGCAGAUCCAAGAAACUCUCCUACCAAGAGCUUGGCAUUGCAAAAUUGUCUGGGUUUUGUGAAUGGCUUUCCAUUCAUCCUCUCAUUUCAGAGUCAGAUGGUGUAGCAAAAUUGGAUGUAAACCAUAGUUCUCAGAAAAUGAUAAUUUUUGCUCAUCACCUAAAAGUUCUUGAUGGAGUUCAGGAAUUUGUACACGAGAAAGGGGUUGGUUUUGUCCGCAUUGAUGGAAACACUCUUGCCAGUGAUAGGCAAAACGCUGUAUUGUCAUUUCAAUCAUCAAAUAAGGUUAAGAUUGCAAUAAUCGGUAUAACUGCUGGGGGUGUCGGACUUGAUUUCUCCUCGGCACAAAAUGUUGUCUUCUUGGAGCUGCCUCAGUCUCCAUCAUUAAUGCUUCAGGCUGAGGACAGAGCUCACAGGCGAGGGCAAUCAAAUGCAGUUAACAUUUACAUCUUCUGUGCUAAGGACACCAUGGACGAAACAUGUUGGCAAAAUUUAAACAAGAGUUUGCAUCGUGUCUCGUCUAUUACGGAUGGAAAAUAUGAUGCAGUUCCAGAAAUUUUGGUUGAAAGAAUUUCUUAUUUUGGAAAAUCUGACAAAGGGAUUAGGAGAGGUUCUGAAGUUCAAGUUAAGUUGCCAGACUCUGGCUCAGUGUGGGAUUCACAGCCAUUCAAAACAGAUGAUGAAGAGAAUGUAAUGUUGAUUGGAAGCACAUUUCAAACAGAUGAUCUUAAUCCUGGGGCUGUUAUGGUCUUGGAUAAUGUAACAGACAAGGAUUCUGUAGCCAAUAAAAACCUAGAAGGGAUUUCAGAAAUUGAGAUUAGAAGUUCUAGCAGAGUUUCUUCUUCUGAGUCAUCAGAGGGACAUGAAGGCAAUGAUCAAUCAGAGAAGGAAAAUAAACUUUGUGUCCAAACAACAGAAACCAAUGACAGUGAACUUGCUCAGCAAAAUGAAGCUGAUGAAUGCUGGUCUAAUGAAGUAUAUUCUCUACGCUUUGAGGUAAGUAAAUAUACUGGAAGGAUUCACCUAUAUUCCUGCAUUCUGGGGAAAGACUCAAGACCACAGCCACUUUAUGAGAAUUUCCAACCAGAAGAACUCGAGUCACUUAAUUUACUAGCAGCUAAUGAUAGCAAGGAAACAGACUUUAAAUUUCUCAAGGGAAAUCCAGUUUCCAGGCAUGCUCUUCUUUCAUUUAUUAAAGAGUGGAAUGCACUAAGGCCUAUUGAAAGAAGGAAAUUACGUGGAAAGACUUUGCAACUUCCUCUACGUGUUGAGUUGUGCUACUUAAAUGAAAGCACUAACCACAAAAUUGGGGGACUGCUGAAGGGUGGAAGCAAGCGACGCCUUACUCCAUUGGGUGAGAUCAGCCAUCCUUUACCAUCCAAUGCCAUUUUGAAAAAGGUACAUCUGUCAAGUAGCUAUGGCCAAAAGGAAAAGCAAUACACUCAGGGCUGGACCUUGAUGGAUGAGCCACUCUGUAAACUCUGUCAAAUGCCAUGCAAGGGCAGCAAUGCAAAAACACCUGUGUAUUUUGAGGAUUUAUUCUGCAAUCUCAUCUGCUGUGAAGAAUAUCGCUUAAGAACUAGUAGCAGAUCCCUCCGGCAGGAACUUUUUGAAAUAGAACAUGGUGUCUGCACAAUUUGCCUGUUAGACUGUCAUAAACUUGUGAGGACCAUCAAACCUUUAUCAUUAGAGAGACGACGGGAGUAUAUUGAGGAAGUAGCGCCAAAUGUGGCAAGUCAGAAGAAAUUGCUUGAUAAGCUUGCCAAUGAUCCAUCUGAGGGCAAUGCAUGGCAUGCAGACCAUAUUGUUCCUGUUUACCGUGGUGGAGGUGAAUGCAAACUAGAGAAUAUGAGGACUCUUUGUGUGGCUUGCCAUUCCAAUGUUACUGCAGUUCAACGUGCUGAACGAUGCUCAGCUAGGGAAAAGGCUAGGAAGCAACUUGAAGUCAUCAUGAAUGACAUCAAAUGUAUGGAAGAGACUUCGACUUAUGUGAAGGGCCAAGGGCAUCCUCAAAUGCAAGAGGAGGAUUUAGUUGAUGACCUCUUAGUCAAGGUUCCUGGAAGUGCCUACUCUAGAGGACAAAGCACAGAUCCUGAAAGUGAAGAUAUGAAGAAGAGCUCUUAGAAAUCUAAUGAAGCAUCUGUCUUGACAAAAUGACCAGUCGUAGAGGGAAGACCGGAAGAAGCUGGCUCCGUGGUGCUAUAUAUUUUUUAAUAAAGUUCUUGGGAAGGUCUUGAAACCGUGUUUGGACAUGUUUUUAAAGUGUUCAGUUUAAAAAAAAUAUUAAAUUGAUAAUUUUUUUAAUGAUU